Molecule: messenger RNA, 276 nt
Organism: Sphaeroforma arctica JP610
Lineage: Eukaryota; Ichthyosporea; Ichthyophonida
Exons: 1
Coding region: 1-276 (91 amino acids)
Source: RefSeq, a predicted model, not a curated record
AUGGCCAGGCAGAUAGGGGCAAGAGCCGUGGCAAGGCAAAAAGGCCCCCAGAGCGGUAGCAAGGCAGAGUGGGUGCAGACCGGUAGCAAGGCAGUUGGGGGUCAGAGGGGUAGCAAGGCAGAUAGGAGUGAGAGAGGUAGCAAAAAGGAUGGGGGCCAGAGGGGUAGCAAGGCAGAUGAGGGCGAGAGCGGUAGCAAUGUAGAUGAGGGCGAGAGCCGUGGCAAGGUACAGGACAAAAAAAAAAUCAGAAUAUAUAGCAGUGGACACCAGUAUUGA